UCUGACAAAGCACCUUCUUUCUGGAGCUACUCAAGCAGAGAAUUGCUUUAAUUCUUGAACAUGGCUGAUUUUGGCGAGAUCCUGAGGACCAUUGGAGACUUUGGAUUAUUCCAGAAGCUCAUACUAUUUGGACUAUGCUUCCCGAAUCUUGUCCUGCCUUUCCACCUGGCCAGUUUGAUUUUCAUCCAGUCAGACCCUGAGCGCCACUGUAACACUGACUGGAUACUUAGAGCUGGUUCCAAUCUGAGCAGUGAGGAACAGCUGAAUCUGACCGUGCCCCGGCAGGAGGAUGGAACCUUCAGUAGGUGCCUGAUGUUUACCCCUGUAGACUGGGACAUUGACACCAUCAGGGAGCAUGGACUCAAUCAGACCACUGACUGCCAGAAUGGAUGGGUGUAUAACAAUAUAGUGUAUGAAGCCACCAUAGUCACUGAUUUUGAUCUUGUCUGUGGCAAAGCUAACGUUAUCGGACUUGCACAAACUGUGUUCAUGGCUGGCAUUCUUCUUGGUUCACUCUUGUUUGGACCUUUUGCUGAAUCAUUUGGUCGCCAACGAGCAACUCAGAUACCCAUAGUUACUAUGCUCAUUUUUACUGUAACGACAGGCUUGUCUCCAAACUUUUAUUUGUAUAUGGCAUCCCAGUUUUUAGUAGGGGUCGCAUAUGGUGGAUUUCGAAUCAACUGCAUUGUAUUAGCAACUGAAUGGGUCGGAGUGACAAAACGUUCUUAUGCAUCUUGUUUGAGUCAGAUGUUCGGUGGAGUUGGCCAGUGCAUUCUUGCUGGCCUGAUCUUCUUCAUCCGAGACUGGAGACUUGCUCAGUUUGUCAUGGUUGCACCAAUAGCAGUGGUCGCCGUAUACAUAUGGUUUAUUCCUGAAUCAGCCAGGUGGUUAUUGGAUCAGGGGAAAACAGAGGAAGCUAAGAAGUUGAUACUCAGGGUAGCAGCCAUCAACAAACGCACAGUUCCAGACACUAUUCUAGAGAAGAUAGCUGAGAAGAAAGUUGUUCGGAAGGGAGGCAUACUCAUUCUCAUCAGAUCUCAUGUACUUAGGAAAUACUUCUUAACAAUUACUCUUGCAUGGAUCUCGUUAAACCUCUCCUACUACUGUCUGUCCUUCAACGUUGGGAACUUUGGCCUGGACAUCUUCUUGACACAGCUCAUGUUCGGACUCACAGAGAUACCAGGUCAUAUACUCUGCAUCUUUAUACUUGAAUAUUUGGGGAGGAAGAUAUCCUUAAUGUCCACCCUUCUGACUGGCGGAUUCACAUGCUUCCUAAUCCUGGCUGUUCCACAAGACAACGCCGUUGCUAUUACUGCUCUUGCUACUGCUGGGCGGUUUUUCAUGAACAAUGCUGGAUCCAUAUGCAACGUCUAUGUUCAGGAGCUGUUUCCCACCUCUGUUAGACAGACGGCCACAGGCUUAGGCUCAAUAGCGAUCAGAAUUGCUGGAAUGCUGUCUCCAAUGCUCAACAUAUUGGCCACAUACCAUUGGUCUAUCCCCACUAUUGUGUUCAGCAGCCUGUCAUUGGUUGGUGGGGCUCUGGUCUUUCUGCUUCCUGAGACCAGGAGGACAGAACUACCUGACUCUACAGAUGAGGCCGAGGGGAAGAGAAAUGUGACUAUCGCCAUGAAGAUAGAAAAAGGCUGCAAAGUGGAUGAUUAUGACUAUGAAAAAUCUACCAAACUAUAAAGUCAUGUUUAUGUUAGUCUUUUUUCUGUGUAAAUUUAUUUCGAAGGAUUAGUUAGUAAGACAGUUGGCUGGUGCAUGGUUGUUGUAACACCAAGGUUGUGAAUUUGAUUCCUGGAUGGGCCACAUAACUUGCUGUUUUUAACUUUGGCUAAGAUAAUUUUUUUGAAUUACUUUACUCUUUUUGUAACUCUUAUUACUGGCUAAAUGGAUCAAAAACGUACAAUAAAGUUUCUACUAAAUCAA
Salmo salar (Atlantic salmon) is the source of this 1932-nucleotide messenger RNA. It is a transcript of the gene slc22a13a, whose product is annotated as solute carrier family 22 member 13a. The record is from RefSeq and is a predicted model, not a curated record. NCBI's taxonomy places the organism in Eukaryota, Metazoa, Chordata, Actinopteri, Salmoniformes, Salmonidae. Gene Ontology annotation, cellular component: membrane. Gene Ontology annotation, molecular function: transmembrane transporter activity. Gene Ontology annotation, biological process: transmembrane transport.